Tripterygium wilfordii is the source of this 390-nucleotide messenger RNA. RefSeq lists its product as uncharacterized. The record is from RefSeq and is a predicted model, not a curated record. The transcript has a single exon. Lineage: Eukaryota; Viridiplantae; Streptophyta; Magnoliopsida; Celastrales; Celastraceae. The coding region runs from base 1 to 390 and encodes 129 amino acids. Gene Ontology annotation, biological process: mRNA processing.
AUGGUCAAUCUUAUACACAAACUCAUCAAAACCAAAUCUUCCUCUCUAAGAAUCAUUACGUCCUUCAAAACCCUACAGCCUCCAAACCCCACAUCUGCUCUCAACAGUCCUCUCCAAACACAUCUUAACAUAGCCAACCAAUUUUCUCUCUUCAAGUCCACUAUCACUGAGGACCUUACUCACUCCCCGCAUGUCUUCUACCCCAGUUUUCCGUUGGGUCAUUGCCUGAACCGGGUUUUAUCAACUGGGUUUUGUCAAUCUGAGGCUGUGGAGACGGAUGAUUCGAGGACGGUCUGGGCAGAUAGUGUUAAGAAGAAGAGGAAGAAGAAGAUGAACAAGCACAAGUACAAGAAGCUGAGGAAGCGUCUCCGGCGAAAGUCCAGAGCUUAG